This is a messenger RNA of Biomphalaria glabrata, 2076 nucleotides long. RefSeq lists its product as uncharacterized. The transcript has 3 exons. The record is from RefSeq and is a predicted model, not a curated record. Bases 480 to 1463 code for a protein of 327 amino acids. NCBI's taxonomy places the organism in Eukaryota, Metazoa, Mollusca, Gastropoda, Planorbidae.
UGAGUUUUGUUUUUGUAAAGCAAAUAUCACGGCACUUGUUUUUGGAUGUUAUCAUUUCGAUUUCACAGUUUUUGAAAAGGAUUAUUCUUGUCGUGUUAGGUGUCGGCUGUGUUAUUGUUUUUUUUAAGGAUUGAUCUAAAAAUAGCUUUUACACCGACUGAAUGCCAUUGUUUAUCUUAAGCCUCCUGGAUUGCUUCAGGGAUGAUGUUAAAGACAGCAUCAAAACACUUCCCCAACUUUUAGGACAACAUCAGAUGCCUAGGUCUGCAAUGGAGAGCUCCAAGUGUUGAUCUCGGAAAUUAGGAAAUUCUCGACCUGUAGAAUGCUCUCUUUAAGAUUAAAAAUGAAAUGAGAUGCUCUAUGACCUUUUUAUGUUUCUGGCAAAGAUUAAAACAUCCGUUGUUAAAAACAGAUAAACUUUAGACAAUUUGAAUAAAAUAAUAGAUCAUUAAGUUAGGAGAAAAAAAAAGCUAGUGGAAAUGAAGGACUCACUUUGUAACGUAAGCCCGAGACUGACGUGCUCACUUCCAGACUUGAACAAAAAUCUCAAAAUCAUUUUGUGUACCAAAUGUAAGACGCUCCUUAAUCCGUCGUCUGCUUCUGUGAUGAACUCGUCAAGGUCAUUGCCGUCCAAUCCUUUGACCUACGUCCUAGGAAACCUCUGCGCGGAGAUCCCCUGCUGCCCCAACUUCACCAACACCGAGAGCUCCAUUCAUCAGCAACGCUUCAUUCUGGAAACCUCAAAGAACCUCAUCAAGAUUGGCACAUGGCCCAACACGGUAGGGGACCAGCCCGACCCUACGCCUCACGCCGUGGUAAAGACCGGCUCUUCGACAUCGCAUGAACUGAACCUCGUAUCGUGGAAGACCCUGGCUGAUCAGACCUACUUGAUGGUGGACUCUGACACGUCUGGCAUUAUGGUCAACGACUCGGUGAGCAUCGACCAAAAGGCCAGCUUGCCAGGGGUGAAAAAGUUUGUCUCUUUCGAUUUCAACAUCGUCCACAUAGACCCGGAGGAGAAAGUCACGGAAAAAUUUCUUAUGUACAAAAACAACGCCAGGUCCGACAGCAACAACAAUCUGAAGCACGCACAGGUUUUCUACAUGCCCCUGAAGAUGUACGGAAUCCGUGAUUCGGCCGCUGACAACCCUUCCUCUGAAAAAUGCAGCAUAUACCAACCAGCCAGAUGCCCCUCUUCUUUGUGUCUUAGCGACAACUUACCGAGCGCGAGUGGAUUCGAACAGAAGCCUACUACAUACCAGGUUUCGCCUAAAAAGUCCGUGGAAUGUUUCAAUAAAAACCUGCCAACCACAGCGAAAUUUUGCACCAAAGAUCAAGCAGGCUGCAAAGCUGCACAACUUCCAGCGACCAAUGCUCCAAUUUUGAGAAAAUCGGAACAGAAAUCCUCAUUAGAAAGCAAAUUAACUAAGCUCCAGCGAAUCAGUUUUAAAUUCAUGCACUAAUGUCAAAGUGAGAUAAAGGUAAAAAGUUCAAACCCACCAAUCUCCUGAAACUAAUGCAUACCCCUGAGACUGUGGGGAACAUUGUUCUGUAGGUUCUUCAGCCUGAUGCCCUUCCUCCUAGGGUUUAAGUGACUGUCUCUCAAUAACGCCGAGGUCUGAAUAGAUGUCUCCCAGUUUAAAAUUCGUGCACUGCUGUCAAGAUGUUACCAAUUUAAAAGGAUACCUAGCCAGUUCAAACCCACCAAUCUCCUGAAACUAAUGCAUACCCCUGAGACUGUGUAGAACAUUGUUCUUCAGAUCCUUCAGCCUGAUUCCCUUCCCCCUAGUCUUUUAGAUGACUCUCAAUUGCGUUGGGAUCUCAACAGUUCAUUGUUCUGCUAUAGGCCCAUGAAAAAAAAAAUUUAACCAAACAGCUACAGUUAAGGUUGUUAGCAAAGCCACUGCGAAUUAAAGACCGACCAAUGUUUAAAAAAUAUAACAAAAAAUCGUUAAAAAAAAAUAACAUCUUUAGUGUGGAAUGAGUAAACAGAAAGGAACUAGAGGCGAGAAAAACUUAUCUUCACAAGUUUCUAAAUGUUUGAUGGAAUGUUCAAUAAAAAUACUUACUAUUUUA